Dinoponera quadriceps is the source of this 1559-nucleotide messenger RNA. Its product is annotated as mediator of RNA polymerase II transcription subunit 15-like. Bases 526 to 975 code for a protein of 149 amino acids. The transcript is spliced from 4 exons. NCBI's taxonomy places the organism in Eukaryota, Metazoa, Arthropoda, Insecta, Hymenoptera, Formicidae. Gene Ontology annotation, molecular function: transcription coregulator activity. The record is from RefSeq and is a predicted model, not a curated record. Gene Ontology annotation, biological process: regulation of DNA-templated transcription.
GUUUCCUUGUAUGUUUCGCGUGCCUUAUAAUAGAUUUUUUGCCUUUCUUCAACAAUCUCUUUAUAUUUGCGUUUAAUUCCUAUUACCUAUUGAACGCGGUUAAGGCCGAGCCUACGAUAAAUGUAGUAAGUUUUAAAGACUCGGCUUAAUAGUUGGUCUGUUCUUUUAGCAGCACCCGUUCAGCAGUGCUGUUAAAAAGAACAGACCAAGCGUCACCCCGAAUGCAUCCUAUGUCUAUGGAAAAUCUUAUCAACAAUUGGCAACACUGGCCGCGUUUGCGUGAGAAACCGUGUCUUCUCGCGAUCAGUGAUGGACGUUUUUCCUCGAUUUUGAUCGUUUAUAAACUUUCAUCACGUAUUAAGCAAUCACUUGUCUUGAGAUCAGAGCAAGCAACAACAACACAACAAUAAGUGAUCGUCGCUUUCUACAACGUGCUAAACUUACGUUUAAUGAAAACAGCGGAUCGCGACACUCCAGCAUCCAACAAGCGAAGAGGCUACGGUAACACUUUGGUCUUAUUAUAUCAUGCAUCCGUCGGCAGUAGUUAUUGAACAACCACAAAUGGCGGCGGAUGAUUCAUGGAAAACUACCCACUUUCGGCAGAGUGUAGUCGCAAAAAUAGAUGAAGCUAUACAGAUGUCUGGAAUGCCUAGGAUGAAGAACAGCAUCGAUAUGGAGAACCAUGUUUUCCAAAAGGCAAAAACAAAGGAGGAGUACCUGGGCUUUGUGGCCAGAUUGAUCCUUCAUGUCCGAGAAAUGAAUUCUAAGAAGGGGGCAGCUGGUAAUGCACCAGGUGCCACUGGUACCAACAAUCAAGGCAUGCUAGAUCCGAUUGGUGCUCUUCAGACACUGGCACGUCAAGGGACUGGAAAUAACCAGAUAAUGGAUAUGGGAAGCCCGGGUCCCAAUCAUCAAGGUAUAAUUCCACAACCACCAGCAAGUACUGCAACUAACCGUGAGUCUUACUUUUUUUAAAUUUCAUUCAAUAGUGAUUGACACUAGCGCGAAUGUUUAUUUAUUUUGCACAGGACUGAUUCUAAUAUGUAUAUUCUUACUGCAUUUGCAAAUAAAAUAUUGUAAAUAUGACAAAUGUGUGAGUGAAACCAUUGGCCUGAGUAGUACCUCCGCUCCCUAGGUAUAAUCUGGUGUCUUAUCUUAUAUUUUUGUAAGAGUUGCUUACAUUGGCAUUAACACACGCGCUUUGGUGAAUGAUCUAUCUGCUACUUUAACGUAAUUAAGGGUGAUUGACCCUUAAAUGCAUGAAUUUUUUUUUAUUACUAGAUUAUUUUUGUUUAGGUUUAAAGGUAGCCCCAGAAAAUGAGAAAAGUAUUUUAAAAAAUCCAAGUGAAAAAAAAUUCUCUUCAUUUUCGAAAUUUUUUGUACUUGCAGAAAUGCAACAUUGUACACAAAAGACAUUUUGCAGCAUAACUUUGAACUAUGUAUACUUAAAGCAGAUCGUUGCAAAUAUGCAACUAUGAAGCAUUAUGAAUUAUUCCUAAGGAUGAGUAUUUUACACGUGGAAAAAUAAAUAUGUUGCAAAUUUGCAACACUAUGCAUUU